CUAUUUUUUUCCCCUUUGAUUUACGCACAUCACAUGUCUGAUAUUACGCACACAGUGGUCUAACAUCCAGGGAAGUGUAGGCCACUGGAUUUUGAAAUCUUUCAUCACAAUAUUCAUUUUUUCCCUCAUUUAUUAUUUUUCCAAGCACUCUUGUCCCUGGGCUCUGUUGACCUUACAUCUGUUGGACUGAAAUACAAAUAUGCAAAAGUAAUAAAGUAGACAGGGAAAAAAAAUCUCAGCCAGUAUUUUGAGACCAGCACAGCCACUACAAAAAAAAAAAAAAAAAGCACUGCAGAGGAGCGUCUUUAAUUGAGACUUGGUCCUAAAACUUAGUGAAGAAUUUCUGGGCUCGGGUUAUGUCUGCAGUCCAAGUGCAGACAGCCGGCGUUCGUUCAAGGAAAUUGGGAAGGAAGAUUAGCCUCAUCUAACUUACUCCAUAUUUGAAAAGUUAGAAAUCUGAGAUGCAUUAGAGUUUGGAGACCUUCAUUUGAUUAAGGUAUGAUGUGAAUAUGCGUUGCCUGGCAGCUCGGGUCAACUAUAAGACUUUGAUCGUAAUCUGCACUCUCUUCACACUUGUCACGGUGCUGUUGUGGAACAAAUGCUCCAGCGAUAAAGCGGCUCAAUUUCCCCGGAGUCUCAGCAGCGGCUUCCGCGUGGACAGCUUGGAGAAACGAGCCGCCGCUUCAGAGAGUAACAACUAUGUGAACAGCCUCGUGAAGCAGCAGAGCGAGGAGGCAUCGCCACAGGAGCAGCAGAAAGCCCCGCCUAUCGUGGGCGGCUUCAACGGGAACAAAGUUUUGGGACUGAAAUAUGAGGAAAUAGACUGUCUGAUCAAUGACGAGCAUACGAUAAAAGGGAGGCGAGAGGGCAGCGAGGUCUUCCUGCCCUUCAGUUGGGUGGAGAAGUACUUUGAGGUCUAUGGGAAGGUUGCUCAGUAUGAUGGGUACGACCGGUUUGAAUUCUCCCAUAGCUACUCCAAAGUGUACACCCAGAGAGCCCCCUACCACCCCGACGGCGUGUUCAUGUCCUUCGAGGGCUACAAUGUGGAAGUGCGUGACAGAGUGAAGUGCAUCAGCGGCGUUGAAGGUGUGCCGUUAUCUACGCAGUGGGGGCCUCAAGGCUAUUUCUACCCAAUCCAGAUUGCACAGUAUGGCUUGAGUCACUACAGUAAAAACCUGACGGAGAAACCUCCUCACAUAGAGGUGUACGAAACAGCCGAAGACAAGGACAAAAGCAGCAGGCCUACUGACUGGACUGUCCCAAAAGGCUGUUCGGUUGCAACGGUGUCCGAUAAAUCCCGGUUCACAAACGUGAAGCAGUUUGUCGCUCCAGAAAAUACUGAAGGGGCCUCGCUGCAGCUUGGGAACACAAGGGACUUCAUUAUUUCUUUUGACCUCAAAUUCCUGACAAACGGAAGCAUAUCAGUGGUUCUGGAAACGACUGAGAAGAACCAGCUCUUCACAGUGCACUACGUCUCAAACAUGCAGCUAAUCGCUUUUAAGGACAGGGACAUUUACUAUGGCAUCGGGCCUAGGACUAGUUGGAGUACCGUCACCAGAGACCUGGUCACUGACCUCCGGAAGGGAGUGGGCCUCUCCAACACAAAAGCUGUAAAGCAGACAAAGAUCAUGCCGAAAAAGGUGGUCAGGUUGAUUGCAAAGGGAAAAGGCCUCAUUGAUAACAUCACGAUAGCAACCACGGCGCACAUGGCGGCUUUUUUUGCUGCCAGCGAUUGGCUAGUGAGGAACCAGGAUGAAAGGGGGGGCUGGCCCAUCAUGGUGAUGCGGAAGCUCGGGGAAGGGUUUCGGUCGUUAGACCCAGGCUGGUACUCUGCCAUGGCCCAAGGGCAGGCCAUCUCCACGUUAGUCAGGGCUUACCUGUUAACGAAAGACCACACGUUCCUCAAUUCAGCUUUACGGGCCACAGCACCUUACAAGCUCCUGUCCGAGCAGCACGGUGUGAAAGCCGUCUUCAUGAAGAAGCAUGACUGGUAUGAAGAGUACCCGACCUCGCCUAGCUCGUUCGUGUUGAACGGUUUCAUGUACUCAUUAAUUGGGCUGUAUGACUUGAAAGAAACCGCGGGGGAGAAACUAGGGAAAGAGGCAAAACUUCUGUACGACCGGGGCAUGGAGUCCCUCAAAGCCAUGCUUCCGCUCUACGAUACUGGCUCAGGGACGAUCUAUGACCUUCGCCAUUUCAUGCUUGGCACGGCUCCCAACCUGGCCCGAUGGGACUAUCACACCACCCACAUCAACCAGCUCCAGCUGCUGAGCACAAUUGACGAGGCCCCAAUUUUCAAAGAGUUCGUUAAGAGGUGGAAGAGCUAUCUGAAGGGCGGCAGGGCAAAGCACAACUAGAGCUGACAACCAAAACCAUGCGUCUGCUGUCUGCGGGAACCGCUGGACUUCUCGAAGGGAAACAAGGGGUGCAUUGUAAACGGCCCCAUAUUAAGUGAUGGGCUGUUUCAAAGAAGUGAUCCUUAAAACUGAUGUGAAAUGAUUGCAUUCCAGCGCGGUAAUGCUUCGAUCCGGUAGGGAGGAUUUGGAUCAAAGCUAGCAUCUCCUUCAACUCGUUUACCUGCCCAUAGUGUCCCACCAUGAAAUCACUCGCCCGUGUCAAACUCCAUUUGUACUCCUGAGUUUCGGGGGGGCGGAAAAAUUCCUUUUUGUAGGGGGGAAAAAAAAGAUAUUUACAGAAGCCAUAAAAGUCCUUAAAGUCCAGCACUUGCCUGAAAAGUUAGGAUGUGGCCUCCUUUAAAAUGGAAUAAUCUGUGUAUAUGUUGACAACAGAGUAACAAAUUGUGUUGUAAUGCAGUAACUGUGUAUUUACUUGUAGCCUGGGUAGUGGACAGUGUAUCUUUUUAAAAGUGUUUUUUAUACCGGUUCUUUUCUUGAAGGGGGGGAAAAGUACACAAAAUUGUUUUACAAUUCUAUAUAUCGAGGUACUUUCAACGUACGGUUUCUUUAGGGGUGUGUCGAUUUGAAAACGCACCUAGCCAGCAUUCGGGCUCCUAACUUGUGUUAUGUAAGCACAACUCCAAGUGGGACUAGCUGACUGCACAAAACUCUGCAAACAUACCAUCCCCUUUUUUUAUAAAGCCAAGGCUGCAAUCACGUUUGAGGCUUGCUGGUCGCCGUUUCUGCCAUGCCGUUGAAAUCUCUUGUGUACUGUAUUUCCAAUUGCAUUGAAGAGGCUUCUGUGCGCACAGGGGAGAUUUCUGUUGGCAUCCUACAUAUGGGCUAAGGAGCUAAUUUUUGAGUAGCUCAUAGGAGUCCUUGAUUUCAAUGGACUUAUCGAUGAUUGAUUUUUUUUUUUUUUUUUUUUUCCCCCUUUGGCAAGUUUUGUUUUUAAAACGCUUUUUUAAAAAAGCUGAUCAAGAACGUAGUACGUUAAAAUGAUUGUGUCCGUCUCCCCACCUUUGCCUAUGCUUUAAACACUCACGACACCUAUGGCCUUGAGCUUAUUCUUUAUGUCUGAAUCGUCUUAGUGGUUCUGGCAAGUGAGAGAGGGUAUCCGUGCAAUAACUGAACGCAUCCGAACCCAGAUGUUCGCUCCAUCCAGGCUUCAGAAUUAACACAGAAUUUCCUUUUUGUAUUCAUAACCUCUUUUCACUGGACUUUAUGGUCUUUCAGUGUGUGGAUUGCCUGCUGAAAAACCCAAGGAAG
This is a messenger RNA of Gavialis gangeticus (Gharial), 3665 nucleotides long. It is a transcript of the gene GLCE, whose product is annotated as glucuronic acid epimerase. The record is from RefSeq and is a predicted model, not a curated record. Gene Ontology annotation, biological process: heparan sulfate proteoglycan biosynthetic process. Gene Ontology annotation, molecular function: heparosan-N-sulfate-glucuronate 5-epimerase activity. Gene Ontology annotation, cellular component: Golgi apparatus. NCBI's taxonomy places the organism in Eukaryota, Metazoa, Chordata, Crocodylia, Gavialidae. The coding region runs from base 510 to 2357 and encodes 615 amino acids. The transcript is spliced from 5 exons.